Molecule: messenger RNA, 888 nt
Organism: Coccinella septempunctata (seven-spotted ladybird)
Lineage: Eukaryota; Metazoa; Arthropoda; Insecta; Coleoptera; Coccinellidae
Product: helix-loop-helix protein delilah-like
Exons: 1
Coding region: 132-806 (224 amino acids)
Molecular function (GO): protein dimerization activity
Source: RefSeq, a predicted model, not a curated record
ACCUGCCCCAAACCUACUCCGAUGACAAUCUUUAGUGUCUGUUCAGCGUUCUCCGGUGCAGCAUCUCGGAGACGGGUUUUAUUAGCAUAGUUGAAGUGAAACAAUACGUCUACGACAAGUGUCGACGUACUAUGAUCGAAUACCAAGAGCUCUCAGAGAGAUUGGGCCUCUCUGAGAAGUACAUAACGGACUCGAAUAACAACAAUGGUUCUCCUGAGAAAAAAAUGACCGCUGACAAAUAUUCCCUAAGACCACGAUCGUCCAGGAAGAGGACCCUUAACGAGGACUCAGAUGAAAUCGUCACAAUCCCUACGAAAUCCAGGAAACCUGGAUCGGCGAGACCUAAGCAGAAACCCGCGCCACUUUCCAAAUACAGGAGAAAAACCGCAAACGCCAGGGAAAGGAGCAGAAUGAGGGAGAUAAAUCAAGCCUUCGAAACGCUCAGGAAGGUGGUACCGCAAAUGUCAACGACGCCGGAAACGAACGAAAAACUGACCAAAAUCACAACCCUUCGAUUGGCAAUGAAAUACAUAUCGGCCCUCAGGAGUGCACUGGAUGAAAAUGACACCUCGAGCAACCAAGACCUCCUUUCGGAUUGUAGUGAGUUGGAUUCUCUAUUCUUGGACUCGGACGGUGAAUCUAGACCUCUGAACAGUGAUUUUUCUGAUCAUUCUUUGACACCUGUUGAAUUGACUAGUGAUAUUGGUGACAGUUCCUUCUCGUCUCUCGACUUUUCUUCGCCCUUUUCCCCUAACUUCCCGCAGGAUUUGAUAGAAUUCGACCCUUUCUUGUCAGGAUUGAGCUAGCCGUGAUUGUUUUAAUCUCAAAAGACUGUGUAUAUAAUUAUAUGAAGCCGUGUAUUACGUUUGAAUAUAUUAUUUAUUUAUA